This is a messenger RNA of Populus nigra (black poplar), 2039 nucleotides long. RefSeq names its product 4-alpha-glucanotransferase, chloroplastic/amyloplastic. The transcript has 16 exons. Lineage: Eukaryota; Viridiplantae; Streptophyta; Magnoliopsida; Malpighiales; Salicaceae. The record is from RefSeq and is a predicted model, not a curated record. Gene Ontology annotation, biological process: carbohydrate metabolic process. Gene Ontology annotation, molecular function: 4-alpha-glucanotransferase activity. Bases 97 to 1821 code for a protein of 574 amino acids.
UAGACAAGUUGCCUUCUGCUGUCUCUCAUUUACAGUAACUCUACACACCGUUCUAUCAUCCUCUCUCAACUAUAGUUCAAACCAAUAUCUUCAACAAUGGCAGUCCUCAACUCACUCUCACUUCUUUUCUCUCCAAAACUCACUCACUCUUCUUCCAUUCCUUUCCCUCUCUGCACCUCCCAAUCCAACCCUCUAUCUUUCAAUCUCACUUCCAAAUCCGUCGCCCUAUCCGCCACUCCUUCUCACUUUUCAGUCGCAGUUGGCGAGGACUUGCCUGUAGAUUACGGCGAGUGGUUUCCUAAACGUGAUCCUGGUGAUCGCAGGAGAGCUGGCAUUUUGCUUCACCCGACCUCGUUUAGAGGACCCUACGGUAUUGGAGACCUUGGUGACGAGGCUUUUCGGUUUAUCGAUUGGCUUCAUGAUGCUGGUUGCUCUGUUUGGCAGGUUUUACCUCUUGUUCCGCCGGGAAGGAAGGCGAAUGAAGAAGGAUCACCUUACUCCGGCCAGGAUGCAAACUGUGGUAACACGCUUUUGAUUUCACUUGAAGAGCUUGUGAAAGAUGGAUUAUUGACAGAAGAUGAGCUUCCUAGACCAACAGAUGCUGAUCAUGUGGACUUCUCUGUUGUUGCUGACUUAAAGGAUCCGUUGAUAACUAAGGCUGCAGAGAGGCUUAUUUUAAGCGACGGUGAACUUAAAAGUCAGCUUGAAGAUUUUCAGAGAAACCCGGACAUUUCAAGUUGGCUUGAAGAUGCAGCUUAUUUUGCCGCUAUUGACGAUUCCUUAAAUACACUUAAUUGGUAUGAGUGGCCUGAACCUUUAAAAAAUCGCCAUCUUGCAGCCUUGGAGGAAGUAUACCAGAGUAAAAAGGAUUUUAUAGACAUAUUCAUUGCACAACAGUUCUUGUUCCAAAGGCAAUGGAAGAAAGUUCGCAGCUAUGCACGGGAGAAGGGAAUUAGUAUAAUGGGUGACAUGCCUAUAUAUGUAGGGUAUCACAGCGCUGAUGUUUGGGCAAAUAAGAAACAUUUUUUACUGAACAGGAAUGGUUUUCCUCUUCUAGUUAGUGGUGUCCCCCCUGAUGCCUUCAGUGAAACUGGACAGUUGUGGGACAGUCCUUUAUAUGACUGGAAAGCCAUGGAGAAAGAUGGAUAUUCAUGGUGGAUACGUCGCAUGAGGCGGGCUCAAGAUCUGUUUGAAGAAUUCAGAAUAGAUCAUUUUAGAGGUUUUGCAGGCUUUUGGGCUGUUCCUUCAGAAGCAAAAGUUGCAAUGGUCGGAAACUGGAAGGCAGGACCUGGAAAAUCCCUAUUUGAUGCAAUCUCUAGAGCUGUUGGGAAGAUCAAUAUAAUAGCAGAAGAUCUGGGAAUCAUCACUGAAGAUGUAGUGCAACUUAGGAAAUCCAUUGGUGCUCCUGGAAUGGCUGUCCUUCAGUUUGGUUUUGGAAGUGAUGCAGCUAACCCUCAUUUGCCUCAUAAUCACGAGCCCAAUCAAGUUGUGUACACUGGAACUCAUGAUAAUGACACGAUUCGAGGUUGGUGGGAUGUUUUGAAACAAGAAGAGAAAUCAAAUGUCCAAAAGUAUCUUUCGAUUCAUGAAGAAAAUGAUAUCCCAUGGGAACUCAUUCAAGCUGCCCUUUCAUCAGUGGCCCAAACUGCAGUCAUACCUAUGCAAGAUAUUCUUGGAUUGGGGAAUUCUGCCAGAAUGAAUAUUCCAGCUACUCAGUUUGGAAACUGGAGGUGGAGGAUACCUAGUUCCAUGAGCUUUGAUCACUUGGAGGAUGAAGCAACACGACUCAAGGAUAUACUCUCAACAUAUGGGCGGUUGUAGAUGAAGAAAGCUAAGAUCUCUCUUAGAGGCUACACAUAAGCCGUAGACGAGAGAUUCAGUUAGCUGUACGAGUUAUUCUAAUCCCGAAUGACAGAAGCUACACUUGGAUCAUAGAUCAGCAGUCCAUGUUAAAGGUGUGUUUUUGCGUUCUUAGACAUUGCUGGCAUUGGUGUGUGUUUUUGCAUUAGCUUGCAUAAUAUUUUUUUGGAUGGUUUUAA